Messenger RNA from Hemicordylus capensis (graceful crag lizard), 5767 nucleotides. RefSeq names its product immunoglobulin superfamily member 8 (gene IGSF8). Lineage: Eukaryota; Metazoa; Chordata; Lepidosauria; Squamata; Cordylidae. The coding region runs from base 284 to 2158 and encodes 624 amino acids. The record is from RefSeq and is a predicted model, not a curated record. The transcript is spliced from 7 exons.
CCUUCCCCGCAGCAGCAGCAGACAUCUGCCUGGCAGUGGCAGGCAGGAGGCGGCGGAGGGGGGCCGCUUGCAGCCGGGGAGGGAGGCGUGGCGAGCCAGGGGGAAGCAGCGGGCUACCUCUCUCUGGGGCCGGGCGAGCGUCCAGGAGGAGCCGCUCUCGCUCCUGCUGCUGCUGCUGCUCCGGGGCGGCGCCUGCUGGCCCCGAUCCGAGGAGGCGCCUUUGCCUUGCGCACCUCUCUCUCUCCAUCCGCGCCGCGCCACUUCCACCGCCGCGGAUCCCGCCAUGGAUGCUGCUACGGCCCGGGCGCAGCCGCCCCUCCUCGGCUUCCCUCUGCGGCUGCUGCUGCUGCUGACCGCCCUGAGCAACGCAAGGGAGAUCCAUCUUCCGCCGGGGCCUUUGUACCGCGUGGAGCGCACGGCCAUUUCCAUCCCCUGCAACGUCUCUGAAUACGAGGGGCCCACCUUCCAGCAUUUUGAAUGGUUCGUGUACCGCCCGGCGGCUCCUGACAUCUCCAUCGGCGUGAUCAGUACCAAGGACCCCAAGUUCCCCUACGCCAUCUUCGGGCCCCGGGUGCAGACAGGGGACGUGUCUGUGAGGCGGGUGCGAGGCGAUGCGGUGGAGCUGCGUAUCAAGGAGAUACGGGCAGAAGAUACGGGCAUCUAUGAGUGCUACACCCCCACCACUGACUCAAAAUACCACGGCAGCUACAGCAGCAAAGUGGAGCUUAAAGUUAUUCCCGACAAGCUCUCGCUUUCCGCUGCUUCUCCUUCCGUUGCCAAGCCCCAUUUCCGGACCCACGGGGCCCCAAGGGCUUCCCCGCCGCAGGUGACGCUUUCCGAGAGCCAGGAUCUCCAGCUGACGUGCAGCGCCGUGAGCGAGACCCGCCAGCACACCCACCUCUCCCUCUCCUUCGGCUGGUCUGCUCCCGAGGCCCCGACAGACCCCCAGCCUUUGCAGGAGGUGAUCGGGGUGCGGCGCGACUUCGCCGUGGAGGCCGGCGGGCCUUUUGCGGAGCGGCACCGGGCCCGCGAGUUGUCCGUCGCCAAGCUGGGCGACCGGCAGUACCAAAUGGUGUUGGGUUGGCUGAGGCCCGAAGACUCCGGGACGUACCACUGCACGGCCGCCGAGUGGAUUCAGGACCCGGACGGCAGCUGGCAGCAGAUCGCCGAGAAGCGGGUGGCGCUGGCUCAGCUCACGGUCCGGACCGUAGCCAGCCAGCUGGCCGUGUCAGUGAGCCCCGCCAAGGUCCGGGUCAGCUCCGGAGAAGCCCUGGAACUCCUCUGCAAUGCCUCGGGCGUGGAUCCGCCUCCUUCGCCCCACGUGGCCUACUCGGUGGGCUGGGAACUGAAGAGGGGAGCCGCCGAGGAGGGGCGUCUCGUGGCCCAGCUGGAGGCGGACGGAGCGGUCGCUGUGGGCCAGAGCUACACCAGCCGGGACGUGGGCAACCGACACGUCUCCCUGCAGAAGCUGGGGGCUCCCCCGGGCACCUUCCAGCUGCGGGUCGAGUCAGCCCAGCCCGGGGACGUGGGCACGUAUCAGUGCGUGGUGCAGGCCUUUGUCCGCUCCCCUAGCGCGGAGCUGCGCCAGGUGGCCAGCAGCAGGUCUGAGGCCUUGAGGGUGGACAUGAAAUCGGAAGCAGUGGAGCUCCAGGCCACGGCGUGGCUGCCCACCCCCACCAUCUACCGCGGGGACACGGCCGAGCUGCUCUGCAACGUCUCCGUGGAGUCCACCCAGGCCGUCCACUUGGCCCUCAGCUGGUGGGCGGAGCUGCCCGGGCGGGAGGUGGAGCCGCAGGGCCUCGCGCUGGCCUCGGUGAGCCGCGAAGGCGUGGCCGAGCUGGGCCGCCGGCCGUCGGGCGGCCCGGUGAGCGUGGACAAGGUGGGCCCGCUGAGCCACCGGCUGCGCCUCCACGGGGUGCAGCCGUCGGAUGAAGGGAAAUACCACUGCGCCGUGACGGCCUGGAUUCGCUACCCUGACCGCAGCUGGUACAGCGCUGGAUCGGUGAAGUCCAACGUGGUCACCGUGUACCCCUAUAUGCAGCCCUUGGACACUUUGUUCAUCCCCCUCGUGGCAGGCAUUUCCAGCGCCCUUUUCAUGGGCAUCACCGUCCUUGUUUCAGUUACCUGCUGCUUCAUGAAGAGGCUCCGUAAGAGGUGAAGGCUGCCGGUCCGGGCUGGAGGCACUUCCUCCAUGGUUACUUCUUCGGCGACCCUGUUUUCUAAUUGUUAAAAACUGUGAUCUGCUUUGUCCUGCCUCAAACAACUCUCCGGGGGCGCUGGAAGCCUUCGCCCCUGUUUCCUCCUUGGAUUGAUUGCUAACUCUUGCCAGGACUCGUCUGCAGCCGGAUGGGCUGGGGUGGGCGGGCUCCUAAGCAGAAAGCCCCCCCGCCCGCCCGCCCCAAGCUCUAGCUAUUUGGAACGGCAGCGUUCUCCUCUGGAUGACAAAUGGCGUUACCCUUCCCUUUUGUUUCUGUAAUGGAAAGUCCUUUGGUUGGCUGGUGUGUGCGUGGAGGGAGGCUAGACUCUCAGUCCUGGCAUCUUUUUCAAAGACGGCUCUCAGUCCCAGGCGAAGCAUUUUCUCUUGAUGUGUGAGCACUGUCGGAUCUUCCCCCGAGGGGAUGAAGUUCUGGGAAGAGCAUCUAGGUUCCAAGUCCCCUCCCUGGCAGCAUCUCCAAGAUAGGGCUGAGAGAGACUCCUGCCUGCAACCUUGGAGAAGCCGCUGCCAGUCUGUGCAGACAAUACUGAGCUAGAUAGACCAAUGGUCUGACUCAGUAUUUGGCUGCUUCCUAUGUUCUUUCCUGUCCUCCUCCCCAGCCUGGUUGUCCACCUUUGGACAGUUUCGUUCACUGCCAAGCCCCUUACCCUCCUUUCCACCUUUUUCAGAAACUGAGCUGUAUUUCUAGUUUAGGUGGAAUCCAUCCUUUUCAGGAUGGUUAGGACACGGGGUGGGCGGGGUCGGGCGUCUCACUGGACACCUGAGAUCCUGCCGAAUGACACAAUUCCGUGCGCAUUCCAUCCUCCCCCUUUUUAAAAGCAGGGGGUGCAGGAGGGCAUUUGGGCACCCCGCUGGUGCCCCAGUAAAUUGCCGCCUGAAGCAGCCGCCUCACCUCGCCCCAGGGAAAGGCCUCCUCCCUCUGCCUCUUUUUUGCAGAAGAUUUCAGAGGUCUCCUUCAAAGGCGUCUCCCCCUCUGAAGCCGUGGUGAGCUGGUCAAGCCUCAGGUGGACGUCGCCUCUCAGAGGGGAGAUAACUUGUGGCCCAAGUGCUUCGGGUUUAAGCAGCGGCUGGCAGCAGACCCGCAAUCUACCGAAAGGGUUAGAGAACACGAGCGGGAGGCAUAGCCCUGGGCUACCCAAUGAGGAGGUCGUCGAGGUUGGCAGCCCCUAGAUAUGGGGGAGGCCACAGUAGGGAGAGAAGUGGGAGAAAUCUCCAUUGUGCCAAAUGAGCUGGUGUGUUUGGGGGGGGCACAGAUCACUGUGAGCUGCAGCCCCCCCGUCUCCAGAGCCCGGGGGGGGGGGUUUGAACCUCCUCCCCCCCCCCCCACCUCCCGGUCUUAGUUUCCCGGCAGCCGAAGCUGCCUGCAGGGACAUUUCGGAGGCAUCGCACUGAGCCGUCUUCGCAACGGGACCCGCCUUGUUGGCCCCAGCGAGGCUGAUUCCUCCCCAGGCGCCAGGGACGGAGCAGAGAGACCCCACGGAAGGACCCUUUGGCCAGAGCUGGACUCGUGUCUAUUUUUGUAACUCGGUUGCGGAAGAAGAGCUCUUUCUGCAUCCCUGUUCCCCCAGCAGGCUGUGGACCCAGCUCCAGUUGUGAGUGUGAUGCAGAAACCUCGGACACGGAAAGCCAGUGUUCGGGGCUGUUGCAGUCCUCUGGAAAGGGACACAGUGGUGUCACCAAAAACCGUGUGUGUGUGUGUGUGUAUGUAUGUAGACUUUUUUUGUUUACAUCAGUGAUGUAAGGACGUCACUGUCCUUAUAUGUGCAUGUUUACAUCAGUGAUGAAGGCCCCAUCAACUCUCAGUGUGGUUACCUAACUACAUAAUGUUCAUGCCGCUUGUUUGGGCUGAAGCUGAUAAUACUCGGGAUGGUUCCCCUGCCCUGACACCUUGUAGAGAUGGCCCUUCUCGCUGUGCAGUGCUGUGCUUUGCCCAGCUCUUGGUGGGGGUGGGGGCUCCUUAAAGAAUAAUUAUAAUUAAUUAUAAUUAUUAUUAAACUUUAUUUGUUAGCUGCUCCAUAACAAAUUGUUCUCUGGGCGGCCCACAACAGAGGAUGGAUACAUACAAUAAAGACACACAACCCAUUAAACCCUAACAGGCAAAAAAAAAGGUGACUACUAAACACAACACAAAGCAGCAUCAAAAACUCAUUUUUAAAUUAGUUAAAAAUCAGAUAAAACCGGAAACGCCAAAUUUGAAAACCCGAAUUUAAAAGGCCUGGGUGAAGAAAAAGUUUUUACCUGGCGUCCAAAAGAAUAAAGUGACAAAGCCAGGCAAACCUCGCUGGGGAGGCUAUUCCAUAAACUGGGUGCCACCACCAAGAAGGCCCUCUGCCUGGUAGCCACCUACCUGACCUCAUUUGGCAGGGAUACCUGGAAGAGGGCCUCCAAAGAAGAUCUUAAGGUACGGGUAGGAACGUGUGAGGCAAGGCGCGCUCUCAAGUAACCCGGCCCCAAGCCAUUUAGGGCUUUCAGGGUUAAAACCAGCACUUUGAACUGGGCCCGGAAGUGGACUGGAAGCCCGUGCAGCUGACAAAGCCCUGGCAUGAUAUGAUCGAAACGUUCGUCUCCUCUUCUUGAGCCCCUGCGCCAUCUUGGAAGAUGUGCACGGAGUGCUGAGAAGCCCUUCCCAGCGCUUUCCCCAGAGAGCGCUUGGGAGAGGAUUCAGCCCCUCGUCGAGGGCCCUCUCAGCACUCAGACGAGUGCGGUUCUGUGCAGAGGACAGCGUAGUGGGAAAUGGCUCCCCCAUUGAGGUGGGGUGUUUUUGGUUUUUUUUGCCAAAGGGGCUUGGAAAAAAAGCAGAGCUCUCUGGUAAGAUAGAUAGAUAAACUCUUGCAGUCUUUGACCAGUACAAAGAUCACUGGUUUGCACUUUUUCUAUCAGUGUGUCUUAGCAUUUGUGGCAACCAGAAGCCAUCUUAGUGAAGUUUGUGUGUGUGUGGAUGGAGGCGUGCGUGCGUGUGUGUGUGUGUGUGUGUACCCCUUUCCGUCCCUGCUGCAUGCAAUUGACCGUUCCUGCAAGGGGGUGCCCCCUUCUCCUUCUCCCCUCUCAGCUGCAUUGCUGCCGAAGGCGGCUAAUGGAAGGAAUGCGGGCCCUUUUCGGGGCAGCUGUCCCAGGCGAUCAGCUCUGUGACACACCGGUGGAGACAAGCGGCAGACACCCAGGACCGCCCGUUUCGCCGGGCCGAGAAUCUACCCAGAAACCGCAUGGUUAUUUUCUGACCGCCGGCGUUUAUUUUUAGCUGUGUUCCGAUACAGAACUCGGCAGGGGAAGGGGAUGAAAUCAUGCCGAGUGGGAGGCACCGCCACAUGUCCACGGGGAUCUGUGGGCAGCAGGCUGCGCUCGCAGCAGCGGAGGCUGGCUGAUGGCGUGGGCAGAACCUCGCAAGGCUCUCCUGGGCCUGUGGCUAGAAAUAUUGGCGUGGGGAGGAAAGCAACCACGACAAGAUGCACUCAAGAGGGGCGGCAUUGCCAGUCUGGUGAAGGGUGGUGGUUUACCAAGGGGUUGGAUGCACAUUUGUUCAACAAUUUUAAUAAAAUGUAAUUUUUCAUACCA